UGUACUUUCUGGGACAUCUGAUGCAUGAGGCUGCACUUGAAGUGUGAUAGCAAGCAAUCCUCACAUUUUUCCAAGUGACAGAGGAAAAGCUUUCGUCAAGGAGAGUCUGAAUAUAUAGACUGGAGGAGCAGUUGGGUUUUUUGACAUUUUUACCUUUUUGAACAACCUCAACCUGCCGCCACCAUGUGCACGGGAGCCUGCUCUAAGUUUAUCGCCAUUCCGCUCUACGUCCUGGCUCUAGUGUCCAUGAUCUGCAACAUCAUUCUCUUCUUCCCUGACUUUGACACACAGUAUGCAGCCGCAGAGGGCCAACUCACAGAGGAGGUCAAAUACAUGGGGGGCUUUAUAGGAGGAGGCGUCAUGGUCCUCAUUCCUGCCAUCCACAUUCACCUGACCAGUGCUAAGAACUGCUGUGCCAACCGCUGUGGGAUGUUCCUGUCCAUUGGUUUUGCAGCAGUUGGCGUGCUGGGGGCCGUGUACAGUCUGAGUGCUGCUUCCCUGGGCCUUGCUAACGGGCCAACGUGCUACUUUAUCAACAUGCAGAACUCCAUUGCAAAUUGGGGGACGCCCUUUGCUAACAGCUCCGGGAGCUACCUGUCUGAAAAAGACACAUGGGCUUGGUGUAUACGUCCAAAGAACGUGGUUGAAUUCAACUUGGGCCUGUUCUCCACUCUGCUGGUGGCAGCAUGCUUGGAGCUCGCCUUGUGUCUCAUCCAGAUGGUCAACGGACUCUUUGGAUGUAUCUGUGGCACCUGUGGCAAAAAGGAAUAAGAUGAACUACAGCACACCAUGACUUCUUGAAGAAGAAACGACAGGGAUCAUCAUCAUCAUCGCCAUCAACUCUGUCAUUAUCCACGUCAUCAUCACCCAUUUUCCUAAUCUGCUGCGCCGGGGGGUGAUGAGAUAGAGGCGGAGAGUCGGAAGGAUUCAAGAGGAAUGACUGGGAUUAUAUCCAUGAUCUAUUGCACUGUUUUCAGAUACACUGAUCGAAGACUGUAGAUGGAAAAACGGAUGUAUGCUGUAUUUAUCUGUUAACUUGUACAUUUAAAAUAUUUUGUAACAAAUCUUUGAACAUGGGCUCACAGAGAACAGAAACAUGAUUUAACAGAGGCUAAACCUGGACUGUCUGAGGCAGAAAUUCAUCAAACAUACAUCCAAAGAUUGUCAUAACAAAUUGUCAUCUAUUUUUACUAUUUUCAAAGUUUUCAGGCUUUCUGUAGUUUCUUCAAAUCCCUUUUUGAAAACAUUCCUUAACUCAUGUGCUUGAAAUGAGUUAAACAAAGUCUUAGGUUCACAAAAGUAUUGCAAUACAUGAAUCAAAUAGUAGAUAUAUGUUCAUUAACAGUAUAUGAAACAAAUGUCCAGUGGAAUGUGAAUAAAUAUUUACCUAAAAACA
Messenger RNA from Etheostoma spectabile (orangethroat darter), 1396 nucleotides. It is a transcript of the gene tm4sf21b, whose product is annotated as transmembrane 4 L six family member 21b. The record is from RefSeq and is a predicted model, not a curated record. The transcript has 5 exons. NCBI's taxonomy places the organism in Eukaryota, Metazoa, Chordata, Actinopteri, Perciformes, Percidae. Gene Ontology annotation, cellular component: membrane. The coding region runs from base 184 to 771 and encodes 195 amino acids.